Molecule: messenger RNA, 237 nt
Organism: Macrosiphum euphorbiae (potato aphid)
Lineage: Eukaryota; Metazoa; Arthropoda; Insecta; Hemiptera; Aphididae
Source: the annotation of a GenBank genome assembly
AUGCCUACGAUUUCCGUGUAUUGUUCCUUAUUAGCGCUGUUAUUGUCAUUUAAUUUUGAAUACGUAAAUAGUGACAGGAAGUUCUAUGUGGACUACGAAAAAAAUGAAUUCAUCAAAGACGGCAAUAUAUUUCGAUAUGUUUCGGGAUCACUGCAUUAUUUUCGAGUGCCCAGGCCCUAUUGGAGAGAUCGUAUACGCAAAAUGAAAUCUGCCGGCCUUAAUGCAAUAUCAUUGUAA